Molecule: messenger RNA, 810 nt
Organism: Lepus europaeus (European hare)
Lineage: Eukaryota; Metazoa; Chordata; Mammalia; Lagomorpha; Leporidae
Gene: CATSPERQ
Product: transmembrane protein 249
Exons: 6
Coding region: 1-810 (269 amino acids)
Source: RefSeq, a predicted model, not a curated record
AUGGCAUCAGGGAGGGGCCUUGGCCAGUGGAUCCCCCCCUCAUCCCACUUAGGCCGCCUCCACAAGAGCCAGUGCCAGGAGGUCUCGCCAGGGCAGGGGCUGACCUACAAGGGCCAGGUCAGCGGCCUGCCCACGACCUCGGGCGGCGAACGCUUCCAGCUCUGGCGGCUGGGUUUCUGCACCGAGCGGCACCUGGCCACGCGCCUCAAGAGCAACAGCUUCUACCCCUUCACGCAGCAGCAGCCGGGCGUCUUCGUGCUGCAGUACUACCUGGACACACUGUGGAAGGGCGCGCUGCUCUUCGUCCUCUGCCUCGCGCUCGUCAGCUUAGACUUCGUCAGGCAGGUGCGCAAGCAGGAGACCUGGGGCUUCCCCGCCUUCGGCGUGGGCGUGGGGCUGUGGCUCCUGGUCUCGUCGCUGCCGCGGCGCCGCCUGGUGCUGAACCACACGCGCGGCCUCUACCACUUCUCCAUCCGAGGCCGCACCGUGUGCCAGGGUCCGAUGAACCUCAUCUACGUGCGCCUGGCGCUCAGCUCCGAUGCCUAUGGGAGGUGCUUCUUCCGGCUGGUCCUGUGCGGCCACAAACUGGAGCCGCUGGUGCUGGUGCAGCUGUCGGAGCGCUACGAGCAAAUGGAGUACCUGGGCCGUCACAUCGCUCGGAAACUCAACAUCAACUACUUCGACUACCUGGUCACGUCCUACCGGCACGUGGUCCGCCACUGGCCGCUGGGGGGCGCCGUCAGCCCGGGCUUGGGGCAGCGCAAAUCCCACAUGUACCCCCAGCCGCGCCAGGCGACGACCGAGGCCUAG